Molecule: messenger RNA, 446 nt
Organism: Strongylus vulgaris
Lineage: Eukaryota; Metazoa; Nematoda; Chromadorea; Rhabditida; Strongylidae
Source: the annotation of a GenBank genome assembly
AUGCUGUGCACCUACAGCGCCAAGAAAGUCUCCACCAUUGCCGAUCUUCACGCCCUUCUCGAAGCUGCAGGGCGCAUCAACUACCACGUAAACGUCUUACAGAAAACAAAGUUCAGGAAGACGGACAUGAGGCAGUCGAGUGAUGGCAUACUCAUCAUUCGUGGUGAGGAAGUUCCAUCACGAAACAUUGGAAGAGUUGGGUUUGUCGUACACUUGUCUGUUGACCAUCUGGACUCACAUGAGAUUCUAUCACCUCGCCUGGCUAUCCUUCGACUCCCCUCUGCAUCAGAAAACCCCCACUAUCAUCAUUCUCCAAAAUCAGCAGUUGAUGACUCGGAACUAGAUGCUUUUUAUAAGUAUUUGGAGGAAAUCAUUCGCAAUGAAAAUUUAUUCUGUAAAUUCAUCGUGGGUGUAUGCAAAAAUCGCGAUGCCAGGGGAGCAUAGGA